Molecule: messenger RNA, 1150 nt
Organism: Daldinia vernicosa
Lineage: Eukaryota; Fungi; Ascomycota; Sordariomycetes; Xylariales; Hypoxylaceae
Product: radical SAM enzyme
Exons: 2
Coding region: 1-972 (323 amino acids)
Molecular function (GO): 4 iron, 4 sulfur cluster binding; catalytic activity
Source: RefSeq, a predicted model, not a curated record
AUGGUUUGCUGUUUCAUGCGACUGAACGCCAUCAACGGGCCACCUAAGGAGCCAUCAACAGAACCGGACGCCCCUGUCUCUGUUAACUACUUCCCAUCUCGGAAAUGCAAUUACACAUGUGGCUUCUGUUUCCACACUGAAACCUCUUCUUACGUCCUUCCUAUCGAUGAAGCGAAACGUGGCCUACGGCUGCUAAAAGAGGCCGGCAUGCGCAAGCUCAACAUUGCGGGUGGGGAACCCUUCCUUUAUCCCCGUCUUCUUACCGAACUACUAUGCUAUUGCAAGGAAGAGCUGAAAGUCGAGAGCAUCAGCAUUGUGAGCAACGGCAGCAAGAUCAGGGAAAAUUGGUUGCGAGAAAAUUGUCAGUGGUUAGAUAUUCUAGCCGUGUCUUGCGAUUCGUUUAAUCCGGAGACGAAUAAAAAGAUUGGACGUGGUGACGAUGGAGGGAAUGUGGUUCGGCUGUUUCGUAUUGCAGAGUGGUGCAGAAAAUAUGGGAUCAAAUUCAAGUUAAAUACCGUCGUUAACACACACAACUGGGACGAAGACAUGGUAGCCAAUAUCGAAAAACUGGCGCCAUUCCGAUGGAAAGUAUUCCAGUGUCUCAUCGUGGCUGGAGAGAACGACGACGAGACGAGAAAGCGAGACGCGAGGGCUUUCUUGGUGACUGAGGAACAAUGGCAAAGGUUCUGCAACCGGCAUAAGCAUCUUCCAUGCUAUGUUCCGGAGGAUAACAACUCUAUGGCGAGCAGUUACCUACUUCUAGAUGAGUAUAUGUGCUUCCUAGACAAGGGCGAGGGCAUGAUAACAAAGAGCGAGUCGAUUUUGAAAGUCGGCGUUAAGGAAGCUAUGAAACAAAUUGUUUGGGAUAAGAAAUCUUUUGUCGAACGAGGUGGUAUUUACGAUUGGGAUAGAUCUGAUAUGUUGCAGGGUGCUUGUGAAGGUGGUGGUAACAAGAAAGAGCUGGAAUGGUGAUCAGGCAUGCCGUUGCACGGCCUUCGCACACGAUCGACUAGCAUUAAGAAAUAAUUCCCGCUACGGUUGUUUCAAAUGUUGGUAAAUCUGAAAUUUAUCCCGGGGUAUCCAAGGAUAUGGGCAUGUUCGUUGGCAGGCGUCAGAGACGAGAUAAUUUGCAACAUGAUUUUGAUGGGCA